AUGGUGAACGUCUCGAGGGGGAAUUGGCCGAUGGACCAGGGUCAGAGAAAGCUUGUCAAGUUUUUAGAAAGACAUCUAGGGUUGUUACCGGUAACACAAGAGGGGAAUGAUGUCAAUAAGCUAGCAAUUGUAUUUUAUUCUCUAGAAUCAUUAUCCGCUUUAGACGAGCUUGUCUGCAAAAAGUACCAUCCCUAUAAGAGCUGGUUGCUUAAACAUUACACAACGUGGGUCGAUGCCGAUGGAAGGGAGCUAGGUGGAUUUGUAGGUAGCUUGAACCUGGUUAUACCUGGUGUCAAUUCACUUAGCCUGGCGAACACGCUUUUUGCCUUGGUGUGCCUGUUAACGUUAUGUGAAAGUUACGAAGAGUUUGAAAAUACCGUAGCUCCUCUGCGAAAGCCGAUAAUCAAAUUUAUCAAGUGUUGCCAAUUGAAAUCUAAUGGUGCGUUUGUGUCUGUUCUGAAUUAUCAGAGCUCUGAGCCUUCCCCAGUUGACCAUCACGACUUACGCUUUUGUUACAUUGCAGUAUCCAUAUUAUAUCUGCUUGGUGAUCGUUCAAUAUCAGAUUUCCAGCGACACAUCAAUGUUGGAAAGCUUAUGGAAUAUAUAAUGGCACAGAGAUGCGAUGUUGGAGGGUUUGGAGAGUUUGGCGAACCGCACGCGGGCUAUACAUCUUGUGCCCUUUCUGCGCUCAAAUUACUGGGCCAGUUGGACCAACUGCCAAAUACGUACAAGGAGGAGACUAUUUUUUGGCUUCUCUCAAGGCAGACAUCAGGAGAAGGGUGCGAGUUUUUACAAGAGGGAAAGAAUGAGAACUAUGACGCACUGGAUCACGGUGGCUUUCAAGGCCGAGAAAAUAAGUUUGCCGAUACUUGCUACGUAUUCUGGUGCUUGAAUUCUCUGCAAUGUUUGACACCGGAGUGGACACAGUUCACUCGGACGGAUCUUGCCCGCUCGUUUCUACAGUCGAGGACCCAGAACAGUGUUGUUGGAGGUUUUAGCAAGAACGACGAGGAUGAUCCCGACCUGUAUCACACUUGCUUAGCUAUUGCUGGCUUAAGACUCACAGAGGGCAAGUUUAAUGGGGAGCUAUGUAUUCCAUUAGCCUUGUCAGAUAAGUUUCGACUCUAA
Huiozyma naganishii CBS 8797 is the source of this 1128-nucleotide messenger RNA. RefSeq names its product protein geranylgeranyltransferase type I subunit CDC43 (gene CDC43). Bases 1 to 1128 code for a protein of 375 amino acids. The transcript has a single exon. Gene Ontology annotation, cellular component: CAAX-protein geranylgeranyltransferase complex. Gene Ontology annotation, molecular function: CAAX-protein geranylgeranyltransferase activity. Lineage: Eukaryota; Fungi; Ascomycota; Saccharomycetes; Saccharomycetales; Saccharomycetaceae. The record is from RefSeq and is a predicted model, not a curated record. Gene Ontology annotation, biological process: protein geranylgeranylation.